Molecule: messenger RNA, 1180 nt
Organism: Anopheles funestus (African malaria mosquito)
Lineage: Eukaryota; Metazoa; Arthropoda; Insecta; Diptera; Culicidae
Product: DNA repair protein XRCC3
Exons: 4
Coding region: 183-971 (262 amino acids)
Biological process (GO): double-strand break repair via synthesis-dependent strand annealing; resolution of mitotic recombination intermediates; t-circle formation
Cellular component (GO): Rad51C-XRCC3 complex; replication fork
Molecular function (GO): ATP binding; four-way junction DNA binding; ATP hydrolysis activity
Source: RefSeq, a predicted model, not a curated record
GGUAGCCAGUUGUGUGUAUGUUUUGAUUUUAUAAAACGAUGACCUUGAAACAAGACAAGAAUACAAGUAAACAAACUGUUGAUAGGUUGGUAAAUCUAGUUGUCAGAGGAAACAUUUCAAGUUGCCAAAAAAUGGCGCGCAAUGUUUAGAACACUGUUUUUAGUUUCGUCGUCGCUUGCAAAAUGGAACCGGAUUUCGAAGGCUUUUGCACUGACAGCGAAAUUGUGACGAAACAUGCAGAUCGUUGGCGUAAAGUAAGCUUCGGUGUACCUGUUUUCGAUCGGCUCACGGGAGGUGGCAUAUCCUGCAGAGGAAUUUUCGAAUUGGCUGGAGAUCCUGGUUCGGGCAAAACGCAGAUUGCUUUGAAGUUGGCUUUAACAGCUCAAACCGAGGUUCCGGAAUCGUCCGUGGUGUACAUAUGUACGGAGCAUAUGUUUCCCUCCAGUAGGCUUCUACAAAUGGAAGCAGCACAUAAGCGCCAGUAUCCAUACGAUGAUGCGGUACAGACUCACAACUUUGCAGAUCAUAUCCUUGUGGAGCAUGUACGAUGUGUGCCUAACUUAAUGGCGUGUCUGUUCGAUCGGUUACCUAAACUAUUAGAAAAAACAAAGAUCAGUGUGCUUAUCAUCGAUUCAAUCACCAGCCCAUUCGUAGAAGAGAACAAUUACAUUUUGCGGGCCGAAACGUUUCGGUCGAUAGUGCACCAUUUGCAGCACCUCCAAGAGCAGUACAAUUUUGCCACAUUUGUCACAAAUCAAGUCCGAGCAGUGAUCGAUUCGGCUACGCUCGACGAUCAACGUAUCGUUCCGGCGCUUGGUCUAAGCUGGGGCACACUGGUACACACACGUUUGCAACUUUUCCGAAAGAUGAACUCGAACGAAAGACGAUGUUGCGUAGUGUUUGGACCAUCUUUAACACCGGAGCAUGGAUACUAUGAAAUCAACGAGUCGGGCCCGAUUGAUGCUCGUUAGAAGCUGCCCUUCGGCAAACAUGUAAUUGUACUGUAAAUUCCGAUUAGUGAUGGUAAGUUUCUAGCAACAAAACUCUGCUACAUUGCACAAUUUUAUCUUAGCAAAAAUAUACUUUAUCUAUGUAAAACUAAAAGCAUUUUAUGCUGGAACGACGAUUUACGCGAUGCGGUAGUUUAUAUUGUUCAAGAAUGUAUGCAUUGACAUCGAUC